AUGACUACUAACCACAGACCGACGCUAGAAAGCAAGCGAGGCCGUGGUAACCCUAUCAAAGAUACAAUCCAGCAUGCACGUGCUUUAGGAGGCCAGAAAGAAUUAAAACUUAGACCUGAUAUUGAAGGUGCUAAGGUUUCUCCAUCUCUAGGGAAGAGAGCUCUAGAGGAGACUGAAAGUUCCAGGAAACGAAGAAAAGAUGAAGAGGACGAGGAGGAGAGUCAGGCUACUCUGAAUACAGACGCUUCUAGUCUUGAAAGUGGGAGCCUUUCGGAUGACGAAAGAGAAGACGGUGAAAAUAAGGAAUCUAGAGAAGUGAUAGCAGAGCUUAAGAAAGCAAAGGACGAAGAGCAACGGGCUGGCCAUGAUAACCUACUAAAAACAAAGGGAGGACGCAGCUCAUGGAGAAAUACACCGUUUAGGGGAAAGAAAGAAACGAACGAUUCCAAUAACAAGCAACUGUCUUACACUACUGAUACCUUACACUCGGAGACUCACCGCAAGUUUCUCUCCAAAUACAUACGAUAG
This is a messenger RNA of Candidozyma haemuli, 528 nucleotides long. RefSeq names its product U2-type spliceosomal complex subunit. The record is from RefSeq and is a predicted model, not a curated record. Lineage: Eukaryota; Fungi; Ascomycota; Pichiomycetes; Serinales; Metschnikowiaceae. The transcript has a single exon. Bases 1 to 528 code for a protein of 175 amino acids.